Molecule: messenger RNA, 1220 nt
Organism: Gastrolobium bilobum
Lineage: Eukaryota; Viridiplantae; Streptophyta; Magnoliopsida; Fabales; Fabaceae
Product: bax inhibitor 1-like
Exons: 6
Coding region: 84-818 (244 amino acids)
Cellular component (GO): membrane
Source: RefSeq, a predicted model, not a curated record
ACUGAAGCUAUUGAAUUUCAUAAUCAACAACUUGUGGUUUGUUUUGCAUUGCGAAUUUUUCUCUGUUUCUGUGCUAGAAAGCAAUGGAUGCCUUCACUUCCUUUUACGAUUCAAGAAGACGAUGGAAUUACGAUACUCUCAAGAACUUCCGUCAGAUUUCUCCGGUCGUUCAGAAUCACCUCAAGAAGGUUUAUUUCACCUUAUGUUUCGCCGUGGUUGCUGCUGCUGCUGGAGCUUACCUGCAUGUUCUCUGCAACAUUGGCGGUUUCCUUACUUCAGUGGCGUGUGUGGGAAGCAGUAUUUGGUUACUUUCAACUCCUCCUUAUGAAGAGCAAAAGAGGAUUACUUUGUUGAUGGCUGGGUCACUGUUUCAGGGUGCCUCUAUUGGACCCUUGAUUGAUUUGGCUAUUCACAUCGAUCCAAGCCUCAUCUUUAGUGCAUUUGUGGGAACUUCCUUGGCCUUCGCAUGUUUCUCUGGAGCAGCUUUGGUUGCAAGGCGCAGGGAGUACCUGUACCUUGGUGGCUUGGUUUCUUCUGGGUUGUCUAUUCUUCUCUGGUUGCACUUUGCUUCUUCCAUCUUUGGAGGUUCAACAGCUCUCUUUAAGUUUGAGUUGUAUUUUGGGCUUUUGGUAUUUGUGGGUUACAUUGUAGUGGACACGCAACAAAUAGUUGAGAAGGCACACUUUGGCGAUCUGGAUUAUGUGAAGCAUGCGUUGACCUUGUUUACUGAUUUGGCUGCAAUUUUCGUCCGGAUUCUUGUUAUCAUGUUGAAGAAUUCAUCCGCGAGAAAUGAGAAGAAGAAGAAGAGGAAAAAUUAAUUUUCUCGCUGAUCAGCUUGACCUUUCUCCUCGCUUAUUCUGUGGAGAUUACAUGAAACAGUUGUCUAUGAAGUGUUGUUACUUCUUGAACUUGUUCCUACUGUGCAAUUAGUCGUGUGUCUGCUUUAUAUCAGUAGUGCAUGUGGGAUAUGUUUUUAAGCUUUUCUAAUAAGAGAAAUUCUUACAUAACGUUAGUUUUGAGGAUGAAAAGGGAGAGAGAAAUGAAGUGGGGGAGAAUUCAAUGGUGAAAGAUCCCUCACAAGUUCUUACUUCAGGACCAUGUGAGAAUUUUUCUCCAAAUAAUCGCUAACCAAUCGACAAUUAUUAUAGAUAUUUUGUUUAUACAUGAAGUAGAGGAAUUCUUGUAUACUAUUAACACUAAAUCGAUUAACAUUAAAUGAU